Molecule: messenger RNA, 993 nt
Organism: Pangasianodon hypophthalmus (striped catfish)
Lineage: Eukaryota; Metazoa; Chordata; Actinopteri; Siluriformes; Pangasiidae
Product: olfactory receptor 1M1-like
Exons: 1
Coding region: 1-993 (330 amino acids)
Biological process (GO): G protein-coupled receptor signaling pathway
Cellular component (GO): membrane
Molecular function (GO): olfactory receptor activity; G protein-coupled receptor activity
Source: RefSeq, a predicted model, not a curated record
AUGAACAGCAUCAAAAUCACAAGUGAUUUGAACUACAGUUUAUUACAAAAUGCAUCAUUUGUGCGUCCAGAGUACUUUUUCAUCAGUGGAUUUUCUGGGCUACCUUUCAGCCAAUACUACUUUGCUUUUUUAAUUUUUAUGUAUAUUAUCUCAUUGUGCGGGAACUCGGUUGUCCUUUUAAUGAUAUUAGUUGAUCGAAGUCUGCAUAUUCCUAAAUACAUGGGAAUCUUUAAUUUAGCUCUGUCAGACUUUGGUGAAACAAAUGCACUGAUUCCUAGCCUUGUGAAGACUUUUCUUUUUAAUUCACAGUACAUAUCCUAUGAGGCGUGUUUGGCUAACAUGUUUUUUACUUUUUUCUUUGCUGGUGGACAGUCUUUAACUCUUGUUGCCAUGGCGUGUGAUCGCUUUAUUGCCAUUUGCUUACCCCUGAGAUACCAUGCUAUUGUGAAUAACUCCUUCAUGUUUGCAACUUUAACAGCAAUAUGGUUAUUUAAUGUUGUUAUAAUUGGCACAAUGGUGGUUUUGAUUACACGACUUUCAUUCUGUAAAACCAAUGAGGUAAAGAGCUUUUUUUGUGACCAUGGGCCAAUUUAUACGAUUGCUUGUAAUGACAACAGCAUAAAUUCCUUCAUGGCAAAAUUAUGUAUUGCAGUAUACCUGUAUGCACCAUUGACUGCCAUAGUCUUAUCAUACGUAGGCAUUCUGUUGGCCUUAACUAAGAUUACAACAUGGGAGGGUCGUCUUAAAGCACUCAAAACCUGCAUCUCUCAUCUGUUGAUAGUGUGUACAUUUUUCAUUCCUGUAUCAAGUAUGUAUAUUGCUGCGGUAAUGUUGCCUCUCCAUCCUAACAUUAGGAUAAUUAAUACUUCACUAUCGGUAACCAUUCCACCUAUGUUAAAUCCCAUCAUUUAUGUCUUGAACACAAAGGAAUUCAGAGGCUUUAUAAUGAAGAUGCUUAAAAAGAAAAACACCACAAUUCCCCUAGAAAAGUGA